GCGACUGUGCGGAGAAAUACAGCCGGAGCCUCCCUCCUGUCACACUCACACUCGCACACUCACAGGGCCAGCUCGGGCUCUGCCGCCUGCACAUCACCCUGAGCUGUUGCAGGAGCCUACACCAUGGAGGUCAGUGAAUCACAACAGCAAGUGGACAGGCGGCAGGUCAUUGCGGAGAAGCGACGGCGCCAGGUGGAAAUUGAAAACAAGAGACGCCAACUGGAGGAUGACCGAAGACAGCUACAACAUCUCAAGUCUAAGGCUCUUCGGGAGCGAUGGCUCCUUGAAGGUGCUCCAGCGUCCACCCCUGAAGAGGAUGAAGCGACCAGGAGACAAAUGCAGGAAGAUGAGCUCAGGACUCGAGAACUGGAAGACACCAUUCAGAGACUCGAGGCAGAACUGGAGUUACUGGAAAAUGGUUUGUCUGCCACGUCCACCAAAGAGAGUCUGGCAGAGGAGCUAGUACCUUCAGACAGUAAGACCUCACUGAAUACAGCCAGAGAUCAGAAUGUUACACCUGCUAAGAAAACAGACAGUCCAGACAUGAUGAGAGCGGCCAUGUACUCUGUGGAGAUCACAGUAGAGAAGGACAGAAUCACAGGGGAGACUAAAGUCCUCUCCAGCAACACUGUGCUCCCCCAAGAGCACCCCCUGCAGGGGGUCAAGGUGUAUGAAGAUGAUCAAAAAGUAGUUCACGCAGUAGGACCAGAGACCACUGUUCCCGGUGAUGGUGUUCAUUCUCUAAGCUCUGUGGAGGUAGAAGAUCUUAUUCACAAAGCAGAGGAGGCAACUUUGAGUGAAAUUUCCCUAACUGAUGAUAAGACCAGUAUGCAAAGAGUUUCUCCCAGAAAGGAGAUUCCUGGUGUCCAGGCACGAACACCUCAGACCCCUCCGGGACCAGAGCCUCCAGUCACGAUGAUCUUCAUGGGCUACCAGAAUGUGGAGGAUGAGAAUGAGACCAAGAAAGUUCUGGGCCUUGAGGAGGCCAUCACAGCAGAACUAGUGGUUAUUAAUGAUGGAGACCCUCAACCUGCUGCUGAUGGGGACCUGACAGAGAAGACCCAACACCCCCCUAAUGGGGCCCCUGUAGAUCCCUCCAACAAGAGUGAAAAGCAAGAGACCAAUGACACAGCACCACCUAAAAGUGGCGAACAGGAUCUCACCAUGAAGAAACAGAGGUGCAAAUGUUGCAGUGUGAUGUAAACAUAAUGCUAUAGGGGGUUGUCUUCCUUCUCUGCCUUCCCCCUAUAAACUGGUAAGGGGUAGCUGGUCUUUCACAAUGUAGCCUGGAAGAAGGCUACUCCCUUGUCAGCUUGAAAGGGUUAUUUCCCCAGCCACUGAAGCAGUGGAAAGUCAUCUCCUUUACCAUUAGGAACUCCUUUUUCCAUAUAUCCUUUCCAAAACAUAGGAGUGUCCAUCUUUAUCCCCCCAAAAUUCAUGUGACGUGAACUAAGCCUUACUCAGUGCCCUACUGAGAGUUUUUUCUUCCCCCAGAAAUUGGAAAGAGGCUUCCCUCUACAAAUCUGAAAUAAGAGUAUCUAUCCACCUCAGAGGAGCUCUCCUACCCAGAUUACUCUUAUGUACAGAAAAAAAAUCAAACAUUGUCCUCUUGUGAGCAUCCUACCUGUAUUAUUCCCUCUAUGAACAAUCUGCAGCACUCUAUAAGAUAGAAAAAGCUACUGCCAUUUUACGAAUGAGUGGAAAAGAGCUUGAGCCCCACCACUAAAUCCCUUGAUAAUCUCUUGUUACCCAGUUUCUCAUGAUGUACAACCAUGCUUGGUUGUAGUGCUUAAGUAACUCUUGACUCUAUUGCAAGCUGAAAACAAAGGUGAAUUUACGGUUAACCAAGAUUCCUUGAAAUAACAUGAUACUUGGAUAUCUACUUCCUCUAUAAAUAUGUCAAGUAUUACUAACUACCGAAGUAUAUAUUAGAAAAUCCACAAUGCACUUGAUAUAUGAUGUAUUUGUAUGACAGCUGGAGCAGCUGUUAUUGAGGAUUAGUAACAUGUUUUUCUUAAUUCUGGAAAAUCCUAAAUCAUCAUAUGAGAUUCCAAUUGUGGCGAUUCGUUUGCAAGGUCACAACCAGACUGAGGCCAAUGUAGGGUCUGGUAGGAAGAUUUUGAAGGGUGGAGACUGGUGGAUGUGGCUAUGAUUUAGCUCUUGACUGCUGGGAAGGAUUGUAGUGUUUUGAAAAGUGUUGUUAUCAUAUUUACUGAGGGUAUGUUGUAGGUUCUUCUGCAUUUCUUGUGUCCCCCUAUGAGUGUGUCAUUUGUUUACUGUGACCCUUCCCAGUUGACUUUGCCUGUCCUUAGUCAUGGUCAUCAUGCUGGGAGUCGUAAAGGUGGUGGGGCAAGGCUGGACAUUCAUACUGGUGCCUCUAUCUCCUGCUCUGGACUAUUUACCCUGCCUGAUACUGAACCUGGCCCGCCCUCCCCUUUCCUCUCACCCAGAUUUCAGACCGACUCAUUGUAAAAAAAAUCUCAGUAAGUAAAUAAACUGUGUCAUUUACUCUCACAA
Molecule: messenger RNA, 2517 nt
Organism: Spea bombifrons (plains spadefoot toad)
Lineage: Eukaryota; Metazoa; Chordata; Amphibia; Anura; Pelobatidae
Gene: PALM
Product: paralemmin
Exons: 9
Coding region: 124-1203 (359 amino acids)
Biological process (GO): regulation of cell shape
Cellular component (GO): membrane
Source: RefSeq, a predicted model, not a curated record